This is a messenger RNA of Lolium rigidum, 2436 nucleotides long. RefSeq lists its product as uncharacterized. Lineage: Eukaryota; Viridiplantae; Streptophyta; Magnoliopsida; Poales; Poaceae. The record is from RefSeq and is a predicted model, not a curated record. The transcript has 5 exons. Bases 1 to 2436 code for a protein of 811 amino acids.
AUGGAGACGAUGUUCAUGCAGGUUUUCGAGCACCGGGACUGGGUGGAGGCACAGAUGCGGCAGCAGGUCGCGUCCUCCUCAGACUCCAUCGCCUGCUCCCUCAUCGCCGCCGGCAGUCGCCCCCCGGCGUGGCUCUUGCCGCAGCUCGCCUCCGCCAUAGUGGAGCAAGGAAAUACUCUAAGAAAGCCACCUAUAGAUCUUGCUAAUCUGAAAAAGGCACACGUUGUUCAUCUUGCACCCCCUACCAACCAUCAGGUGUCCAAGCCCAAACCACUUGAAUUCCGUGGCGUCAAGCCGGGUAGCUGUAAUAUCACUGGUUCUUCUGAAAGAUUUAAUCAGAGCAAGAGUUGCAUGUCUGAAGCUAUCCUUACCAAAUUUGCUUCUGUGCACCCCCCGAAUGAAGACCUAUCUGCUACUAUUUCUCAUGAAGCUAGCUUGCAUGAGGUACUUCAUUCUGUCAGCAGUCCACUGCCCGAAGAGGAAACAACACAUGCUGCUGCAAAUUAUUCUCUUGAAGGACCGAAUUCUGUUGCCAACCCAUUGCUUGAGAAUGCCUUAUUACAGUCUGGCAAACCUAAUUUUCUUGAAGGAAUCGACUCUAUGGCCGGUCCAAUGCCUGGAAAGGACACAGUCCACACUGCUGAAAUCGAUUUUCUUGAAGGGCCUACUUCUGGGGCUCAAGAAAUGUUGGGAUCGCCGCAAAACAAAAUAUUAGAUGAUGACCGUGGACACUCUCCUCAACCCCAGAAAAAUAUGUUGGAAGAUGGUUGUCGACAUGACUCGCAUUCGCAUGUAUGUGGUGCAUUCAACACAUUCUCCUUGCAGUCUGCUGCUAAUCUUGAGAAGCUGCUGCCCAACUCUGCCAACGAUGAGCGUUUAUAUCAGAACAUCAUUCCUUUUCCAGGAACAAUUAAUCAUAAUGAUUUCUGUAGUGCUAGUGCUUCAGAUGCCUUUAUAUCUACACGGAGUGACCCAUUUCAGAUGCAAACUUCAUUGCCUAAACUAUCUCCAGAAUUUGUUAGGACAGCUAAAACUGGGGAUGCACACAUUGGAUCUUCUUCUCUGUCCACAGCAAAUAAGAGUCUCCAAAUAAAACCAGUAUUAGAUUCAGUCAGCUGCCAUCUUAAACAGUCUGGUCAUGCUGAGUCAAAACUUUUGAUUCAGACUGAAGCAUAUGAUGUUUCUCCAAGAAAUAACAUGGGCAAAUGUGUGACAUCAACAGUUAUACGUGGGGCUUCAUCUGAAGGUGCACAGAUAUUGCAAACUGCAGAAAGAAAUAGUACACCAUCAGCAAAGGAAUGCUUGGAUUCAUCUUGUGAAAGAGUAGCCAUGAACUGUCAAUCAAGUUCUAGUGCAUCGUUAGUUCCUCAAUAUUCUCAAUCACAUUAUUUGGAAAAUGGUCUCGAUAAAGUGAGCAAUUCUUCGCCUAAUUACUCUAAUACUUUCUUUGAUGGCGAUGCAUGCUGCAUAAGUAAGAAAAUUUCUUGCUUUGCAAAUCCUGACACAGAUGUAAAAGUUGCAACCAUAGAAGACAAAAUACUUACCGGGAUAGAUUUUGUUGCAUUUAGAAGUGGAGUGCUGAAUACAGAAAAUUAUCCCAUCACGGAUUCUCCAACUACUGAUCCAAGGUAUGCUUUAUAUCAGAAGAAUCACCAUGCGAGCCUAGAAUUCGAUGAGAAAGGUAUUGAUGAUGGAAAGAAAGUAUCUCAUGGUUCUAUUCCAUGGCAAAAUGUUGAUAUUUAUGCUGACUAUGAUGAAACUGCGCAACAGUGUGAGAGCUUUAACAUUCCUAUUCCAUCUAAGAAUAAGAGUUCAACUGUCAAAGAAAGGACAUUUGUGGGACUUUGUGAAUCUGAGAAGUUGAUUCACUUGAGCUGCAAUCUUUCCAGAAAGUAUAAGAUGGGCAGCAAGAUGAAACCAUUGUGUGGAAAAUAUGAGUCAUUGGCAGCUAGGUUUGAGAAACUCGUGAGCCAGUGCUCAGUCGAUUCUGUUGAUACUAAAUGGCAUGAUCCAAGUUAUGAUAUCAACAAUUUGGGAAUUCCUGGUGAAUAUAGUUUGGAAUUCGAUGAUUCUCUUCUGAUGUCCAAUGUCCAAACUUAUGGUUCAGGAAAUGCUAAUAGUGUUCAAGAGGAUAGUAACAUUCCUUUGACCCCGUCAGCUCACAAAACUGACCAAGCAAUGAAGAACCCAAAGGAGAACCAUGCUUCUUCAAUUAGGAAAGGAGAAGUGUCACAACCCCUCCAUGACAGAGAAAGCAGGGCAGCACUUCUGAACAGAAAAAAUCCAAGACACAGAAGCAAGACAAAUCUUGGGAAAGGAUGGAAACCAUUUGUACCACUUGUAAAACAGAAUCAACAAUUUAGAACAGCAUGUGGGAAAGCUUUACCAUGCUUUCACUUUUCACAUAUUGCUGAUAUUUCUGAUCAGUUUUCUUAG